Molecule: messenger RNA, 1674 nt
Organism: Exophiala viscosa
Lineage: Eukaryota; Fungi; Ascomycota; Eurotiomycetes; Chaetothyriales; Herpotrichiellaceae
Exons: 2
Coding region: 1-1674 (557 amino acids)
Source: RefSeq, a predicted model, not a curated record
AUGCCCAUAAGUUGGAGACUCCGGGCUACAGUCUUUCAACUGCUAGCAGCCGUCUACGCAGAAUUCGGAGAAGAAGCAUUCAAAGGCCGAUAUCUAUCUAUAGCAAGAUAUUUUGGACCUGACGCGACUUACGAUUCCAUCAAGUCUUUCUUCGCCAAAGAAGUAUCCAGGGCAGCAGAACAGCUCAAAGCCAAGAAUCCUGAUCAUCAAGGCUCUGGUCGGAGGUGUCCAGCAAGACCAAGCCCAUCUGCAAGACUCUCAAGGCCACCACAUCUUUACUUCGAUGACGAAGACCUCAGCAUUUUGACUCAACGAGAAGCCGAGGCUCAUUUCGGCCAUACACUACGCGCUCCUGCCAAACGUCCUCGUGUAAUAAGGGCGUCCCCAGUGCCUCACGGGUCAGACGCUGUUGUUUAUUGCGGCACCGUGCCAGCCCGUCCGGUUGUUGAGUCGCUGACGAAUGGCCAUACUUCUGACGGACCAACAAGCAAUCAAAGCGACCAUGAAGAGGCCGUGAUUGCUGGCCCGUCUUCGAACCCCAAGCCUGCGUCAUAUGUCACGGCGCACAGCCACCAAACGGCGGCUGAACCGCAAGGCAAAAGCAAGAAAAGGCCAUUUGCAAAGGUGGAUGACGCAGUCGUGACUCCUGAUGAGGAACCUCCAACCCAAGUGACUUCAACACCGCCAAAGUCAGAAUCCUUUGGGUAUGUCACCAACCAAGGCAACCAUCGAUGUGCGCUGUGUCUUAGUCAAUUACCCAGCGAAGAAGACCUGGCUCGUCACGAAAAACUGAGCAAGGAGCAUCUGCGCAAUCUCAAAAAUACUUUGAAAGUGUCCAAAGGCCGAGAAAAGCUUGCCCAAGUCACAGCGGUAUUGAUCGGGCGGCAUCAGUCAACACCAGCACCUACGCAGCGGUUCGGGAGAGACAGCAUGGAUCAAAGGCGGCAGCCUUUGCCAGCAUCAGAAGUGAAUGGUCUACAAACACCUCAACUGGUCUCCAAUGGAGCCUCUGCCGACGUCCCAGUCCACGAGCCAACGGUGCAGAACGAGCCAGAACAAAGUGACCUUGACCUUCCCGUGGACACGAUCGAAGUCCGUAGACGUUCGCUAAGCAUCCCUGCACCAGUAGUGAUCCAAGAUCACCAAGCUUCCGCGCCUACCGGUCCGGUAGACAAAGGCAAAGGACGCGCGCUGUCCAUUAUGUCCGAAGACCCAAGGCCGCUACAGUCACACACCAUCUCCCAGUCUCCAGCUCGACCAUCACAGCCAGUGAGAAUCAGUACGCGGCCGACAUCCGCUAGGACGGAGAUCGGGUCAAUCACGCCGCCGCAACCCAAGGACACCCGCAGCGUUACCUCAAAACCCGGAAAUCCGAUGUUCUCUCCCACCGAUCUUGCAGAUAUCAUGCGCAACACGGAGAUGAUGAUCCAGCUUAUGACCUGCGUCCAACGCGAGGCUGUCACUGUGGCCAGUGCAAAUGGUAUAAGCAGGAAUCUGAACGGUGCAGGUUCGAUUGUGACCUCCGGAACCGCCUCGGCCGCGGUGUCGUCCUUGGACCUAGGUGGCUCACCCAAUGUCAGUGGCAGCACCAAUGGCGAGGCCGAGCACUAUAACAAGCCAGCAAGAGCAAAGGACACAGGAGAUGGAGUACUUUUUAUUUGCCUUGAUGACUGA